Messenger RNA from Amaranthus tricolor (Joseph's coat), 2815 nucleotides. Its product is annotated as inorganic pyrophosphatase TTM2-like. Gene Ontology annotation, molecular function: kinase activity; ATP binding. The coding region runs from base 316 to 2325 and encodes 669 amino acids. The record is from RefSeq and is a predicted model, not a curated record. Gene Ontology annotation, cellular component: cytoplasm. Lineage: Eukaryota; Viridiplantae; Streptophyta; Magnoliopsida; Caryophyllales; Amaranthaceae. The transcript is spliced from 12 exons.
UCUUUGGCCUUCAAAGCCCAAUUGAAUUCUUGUGCUUCUUUCCCUCCAUCUUAAAUUCUCAAUAAUUCACCUUCUGCAUUACGCAUUUUUUUAAUUAAAAAUCUAAAAAUAUCAUUAUUAAUUUUCAAAAAGUACAAAAACCCAAAUCCAAUAUAUAAUUACUGAUCAUAACCUGACUUCCCCGUAUUUUUCUGGGUCUUUGUACUACAUAUCCCCACUUUGUAAGUGCAUUUUUCUGUACUUUGGUUUAGUUUGUAUUUUCCGUCAUCUGGGUUUUGUUCAUCACUUCAAAUUACAAUUUGGGAACAUCAGUUUAUGGCAAUGGCUCAGGAAGGUUCUGAUUCUGGGUCACAUCAUAGAAACUCUGGCUUAUUGAAGGAUAAAGUUCGAUUGGUUAAGAGAAAUGAUUCUAAUCGUUAUGAGGUUGUUCCAAUUCAGGCAUCACUAUCGUUUGAUAAAGGUUUCUUCGUAGUUAUCCGUGCAUGCCAAUUGCUAGCUCAAAAUAAUGAUAGAAUCAUAUUAGUAGGACUAGCUGGUCCAUCAGGGGCUGGAAAAACGGUGUUUACUGAGAAAAUUUUGAAUUUCAUGCCGACUAUUACUGUUAUAUCAAUGGACAACUACAAUGAUGCUAGUCGGAUAGUCGAUGGCAAUUUUGAUGAUCCACGCUUGACGGAUUAUGAUACAUUGCUCCAGAAUAUAAAUGAUCUUAAGGCAGGAAAGCCAGCCCAGGUUCCCAUUUAUGAUUUUAAGACAAGCUCCCGUGCAGGAUACAGGACAGUUGAAGCUCCUAGUUCUCGAAUUGUUAUAAUUGAGGGCAUCUAUGCUUUGGGUGAAAAACUUAGGCCUUUUCUGGACCUUCGGGUGUCUGUAACUGGUGGAGUUCACUUUGACCUUGUUAAACGAGUUUUAAGGGACAUACAGCGUGCUGGGCAAGAACCGGAGGAGAUAAUUCAGCAAAUAUCUGAAACAGUUUAUCCUAUGUACAAGGCUUUCAUUGAGCCAGAUUUAGAAACUGCACACAUAAAGAUAAGAAACAAGUUCAAUCCAUUUACUGGAUUUGAGAAUGCUACUUUUAUCUUAAAGUCGUCAAAGUCUAUUCCAGAGGAUCAUAUUAAAUCUGUUUUGUGUGAGGAUCUGAAGGAAAAUGUUGAGCAGACCUAUGAUAUAUAUCUUCUACCACCAGGUGAAGAUCCAGAAUCUUGCCAAUCAUAUCUAAGAAUGAGAAAUAAAGAUGGAAAAUACAAUCUUAUGUUCGAGGAAGUAUUAAAAGAAAGUCCGUUCAUCAUAUCACCCAGGAUAUCUUUCGAAGUUACCGUGCGUCUUCUUGGUGGACUCAUGGCAUUGGGUUAUACAAUAGCGGCUAUCCUCAAAAGAACCAGCCAUGUUUUCUCAGAUGGUAAGGUGACUGUGAAGAUUGAUUGGCUGGAACAACUCAAUCGUCAUUAUAUCCAGGUUCAAGGAAGAGAUCGUGAGCUUGUAAGAUCUAUUGCUGAGCAGCUGGGUUUGGAAGGAUCGUACAAUCCACGCACUUACAUUGAGCAGAUUCAACUAGAAAAGCUUGUGAAAGAAGUCACGGCACUACCAGAAGAUUUGAAGACAAAGCUCAGCCUAGAUGAUGAUUGGGUUUCCAGUCCUCAAGAAACUCUAUCUCAAGCAUUUGCUGAUACCUGGAGGCACAAGAAUCUUAAGAGUGGUAUGUCACGCUCGUACACUAAUCAGAGAGAGCAGAAUGUUUCCAAGUUUAAUGGCUAUAAUGUGAGCAACAGGAGGUAUGACGAGAGAAAUUCCGAAUCAGUGGGAUCCGAGGGAAACAAGGGAGUUGCUACACAACUAUCGGAACAGAUUUUGACACUAAAUGAUCGGAUGGACGAAUUUACGUAUAGGAUUGAAGAGCUGAGCUCUAAAUUGACAGUCAAGAAAUUGUCUCCUAGUCAACAAAAUAUGGUUCUGCAGUCCGAAACUUGCAAUGGCUCUGCCCCAACAUCAUAUUUUAUAUCUAGCUUGAGCAAUGGAUCGUUAACAGGGUCAAUUCUGCCUAAUUCUGCAUCCUUAUCUCAGUUGAAUAAGGAGUCUCCUCUAAUGGACGAGCUACAAGGAAUAGCACGAGGGCAACGUCAAAUAAUGCAUCGACUGGAUAAUCUGUGCACUCUGUUUCAAGAGAAUUUGGGGGAGAAAAAGAGGUACGGUCGUGUAAGACACGAGGGUAAAAGGAAUAUAGUAGCUGAUUCUGAACCCUUUAAGCUUCCUGUAGCUGUGUUACUUUCAACAAUCGCUUUCGGUGGAUUAGGAAUUGCGCUAUUCAAGGGUUUUAUGAAUCGAAACUGAUCUUACACUAAUUACAUAAAGAUUACGCUUGAAAACUAUCCAUCUUAACAAUUUUACCGUAUUCAUUAGGUAGAAAUUUAACAAGGGUAUGGUUCGCUGUUUUCCUACUCUUUUUGGACCCUGAUCAUAGCUUCCAUGAGCGGGAUAUAUGGGGUAUGAUGAUGAUGAUUAGUAGAAAUUUAACAAGUUUGUUCUUAAUUAAGGCCGGGAAAACAUUAUUCAUAGAUCAUAUUAUUGAUCUAUGUUUUAAGAGAUUUUGAAGGCAUUACUGUUAGAUCCUUCCGAAAUUCUCUUGAGUAGUGUAUGUUCAAAAAAGUAGGGAAGCAAGAAAAGUUUUGUAAGGCAAUUACAGCCUCAUUAUAUUUAACCACCUUUUGAAAAAGGAAUUAAAUGAUGUUAUAUUGUUUGCAUGGUGUUGAAAAUGGUUUUUUGCAUGGGUUAUAUGGGAAAUUAUUAUGUUCCUUAAUAUAUUAAAAAUUACUAUUUUUAU